Rotaria sordida is the source of this 660-nucleotide messenger RNA. The record is from the annotation of a GenBank genome assembly. Lineage: Eukaryota; Metazoa; Rotifera; Eurotatoria; Philodinida; Philodinidae.
AUGUCGUUAACAACAUCACCUAUAAUGUCAAGGAUCGUACAAACAUCAAGAAAUCCAAAUGAUUACAAUCAAGUUAUGAUAAUUAAUCCUAAUGAAACGAUUAAUUAUGAGCCAUAUGCUAAUUAUCAAACACCAAGAACUACAUAUCGUACUUAUCAACAACCUUCUAAACCAAAAUAUCAAUAUACAAUUGAGCAGGAAAGUAAAUCAUAUCGUUGUUGUCAAUGGUGUCGAUAUUGGUGUACUCGUAAAUGUCCAUCAUGUCAUUUUUGUGAUCGAAUAGUAGCAUGUCCACUUCUAUUUUUUAUUCUUUCUGCAUUAUUCUUACUUUUAUUACUUACUGCUUUGCUAACUUUGUUUGGUUUACAUCCUAACAUUAAUUCAGCACGACGUUAUUAUGGUAUUAUCUCAACAUUAUCAAUUGUCAAUCGUACUAAAUAUAUAUAUAAUCUCGAUAGAAUUUGCUCUAGAAUAAAUGCUUCUAAUAAUUGUUUAGAUAUAACAACAUCGACAGGUAUUAAUAUUGUUGCUACAACAAUAAUAAUAAAUCGAACAAUAAUAACCAUGAAUUAUUCAUAUAUAUUACUAGUUAAUAAUUCACUUAAAUAUUUAUUAGAUAAUUUUAUUUUGAAAAUAUUUGAUUAUUGUCUACAUAUUUAA